CAGAAUGCAAAGUAUGGCGAAAUCCACUAAAUUUAUUUAGGGGUGCUGAAUAUAAUCGGUAUACUUGGGUGACAGGACGAGAGCCUUUGACUUACUAUGACAUGAAUCUCUCUGCCCAAGACCACCAGACAUUCUUUACUUGUGACUCAGACCACCUGCGUCCUGCAGAUGCAAUAAUGCAGAAAGCCUGGAGAGAAAGAAACCCCCAAGCUAGAAUUUCUGCAGCUCAUGAAGCCUUAGAGAUAAACGAGUGUGCGACUGCUUAUAUUCUCUUGGCUGAAGAGGAAGCAACAACAAUUGCGGAAGCAGAAAAGCUGUUCAAGCAGGCCCUGAAGGCUGGAGACGGCUGUUACCGGCGUUCUCAGCAGCUACAGCAUCAUGGAUCCCAGUAUGAAGCCCAACAUAGACGAGAUACUAAUGUCUUGGUCUACAUCAAAAGAAGGCUAGCAAUGUGUGCCAGAAGACUCGGGAGGACCAGGGAAGCAGUGAAAAUGAUGAGAGAUUUAAUGAAGGAGUUCCCCUUGCUGAGCAUGUUCAACAUCCAUGAAAACCUUUUAGAAGCUCUUCUGGAACUACAAGCGUAUGCUGAUGUUCAGGCCGUCUUAGCAAAGUAUGAUGAUAUAAGCUUACCAAAGUCGGCAACAAUAUGCUAUACAGCUGCCUUGCUCAAAGCAAGGGCUGUCUCUGACAAAUUCUCUCCCGAGGCUGCAUCUCGGCGGGGGCUGAGCACAGCAGAGAUGAAUGCAGUAGAGGCCAUUCAUAGAGCUGUGGAAUUCAAUCCUCACGUGCCAAAAUACCUCCUAGAAAUGAAAAGCUUAAUCCUCCCCCCAGAACAUAUCCUGAAGCGAGGGGACAGUGAAGCAAUAGCGUAUGCGUUCUUUCAUCUGGCACACUGGAAGAGGGUGGAAGGGGCUUUGAAUCUUUUGCAUUGUACAUGGGAAGGCACUUUUCGGAUGAUCCCUUAUCCCUUGGAAAAGGGGCAUCUGUUUUAUCCUUACCCAAUCUGUACAGAAACAGCAGAUCGAGAGCUGCUUCCGUCGUUCCAUGAAGUCUCAGUUUACCCAAAGAAGGAGCUUCCCUUCUUCAUUCUCUUUACUGCUGGAUUGUGUUCCUUCACAGCCAUGCUGGCCCUCCUGACACAUCAGUUCCCAGAACUUAUGGGGGUCUUCGCAAAAGCUAUGAUUGACAUUUUCUGCUCGGCAGAGCUCAGGGACUGGAAUUGCCAGAGUAUUUUCAUGCGUGUUGAAGAUGAACUGGAAAUCCCACCGGCACCUCAAUCUCAACAUUUCCAAAACUGAACUCAUCACCCUCCUUUCCCACCACCAAAACCACUCCUCCUGUAUUCCUGACCUCCGCCCAUGGCACUGCCAUCCGCCCGGUUACUCAAGCCAGAAAUGCAGCAGCCCUCCCGAGCUCCUCUCUCUCACUCCCCACAUCCUACCUGUCUCGGCCUCCACAGCAUGUCGGGUCUAACCUCCUAAACCACUGGGCGUUCAGUAAAUGUAAUUCACCUCUUCUUCCCCUCCUUCACUCCCCAUGGCCUCCUUCUCUUCAUUUAGGUCUUGUUUUUUCUUGCUUGGACUCCUCUGCAAGAGUCUUAACUGGUCUCCUGGCUUCCAGGUUCAUCCCCUGCCAGGCUUUCUCUCAUACUGACACAAGAAUGAUCUUUCCAAAUUGCAAGUCUGAGCAUGUCACUUCCCUGCUUGAAUUUCUCCAGAGGUUUCCCACAGACUUCAGGAUAAAGUCUCAGCUCCUUAGCAUGGUAUGCAAGGCCCUUCAUGAUCUGGUCUUGCUUGCCUCUGCAGCCUCAUCUCUCCCAACUCUUGCACAGACACUGCUCUUAGGCCAUAGUGAAUUACUCACCACUCCCAGAUGCAUAGGCUCUUGUACACCCCAGUGCCUUUGCACGUGCUGUUUGCUGUGCAUGGAAUGCCCUUCCCCGUCACCACCCCAGCUUGUCCACUCUACUAACUGCUCUUCCUUCUUUUAUACUCAGCUUUCUUUCUGAGUUUCUCCUAAGCUGAGUUAGAGGUCUCUCUUCUGUGAUUCCACAGUAUUCCAUGAAUACCAACAUUAUCACAUUUAUUGUACUAUAUUAUAAUUGUUGAAAACUUGUCUGUCCCCCUUUUAGAAUGUGAGCUCCUUGAGAGCAGGACUGUGUCUUCCUCUGUAUCCCCAAAGCUUUGCACAGCACCUUGCACAUAGUAGGUUUUCAAUAAAUGAUUAUUAAAUAAAUAAAUGGUAGUGGUUUCUGCAGAAAGAAUCAAUGUAAAAAUCAGGUACAGUUUAGCAUUUCUCCUCCUCUUUUGUAAUUAUAGUCAUGGACUCUUAGAGUUGAAAAGGACCUUAAACAAAUUGCCUUCAGCAGUAAUGUGAUGGAGGUCAUCUAGACUCUUCUUGAAUACUCUCAAUGAUGGGGAACUCACCUACUUAACAUCAAAGCCCAUUUCAUUGUCCACUCUACUUCUUGCUUGGACUCCUCUGCAAGAGUCUUAACUGGUCUCCUGGCUCAGAUGUCUUCUUUACACAAUAAAAUCUGCCUCCCUCUAAUAUGCACCUGUUGUUCCUGUUCUGCCCUCCAAAACUAUACUCAACAAGUCUCCUCCUUUUUGUAAAUUCUUAUGACAACUAAUAUAUUCAUGGCCACCUCUAACCUCUGACUAUUGGUAGAACAUCUCAAAUUUCCUUAAGUCUUCUGUACAUACCGUGAUUUUUAAACCCAGGAUGCUCUCUAGUUUAUGGACCUCUACUAUUCAUUAUUAUACCCCCAAGCCAACCUCUGAGUAAAAAUAGUUGCCAAAAUUCUGAAUAGAUUAGAGUUUAACUUAGUAAAAUUUAAAACAGGAAUAUAUUUACAACAUUAGACAAUUAUUCUUCCUCCUUUAAAUGUUCCUCUCUUAAACAGUUUUUAAAGCAUUUUUGUCCAAGUAUGUCAUUUUUCCAUUAUUCUUCAUUAAACAAGCAAUUAACACUUGGUGGGAGUUUCGGAUCAGAACAGACCUUUACAUAAAAUUCAUUUGGCCCCACCACCAGAAAUUCAGAAUCUUGAGUGUUAGCACCCAGAAAUCUGUGUUUUUAACAAGGAUUCCAGCAGGUUCUGAGGAUAGGGGUUGAGGGCUGUAUGUGCUGCUAAGGACCUGGUCUGGAGCAAGCCGAGCGUUUGAGCGGCCACUUGCCGGAAUGGGGCGCACUGCCGGAGCCGUUGAGGUGAACACUUUCUAGGCAUCAGAGGUUUCCCCCUGGCUGCACCUUGGAAUGCCCUCAGGGGGCCUCCGAGUGACUGGUGGCUGCCCCCCUUCCCCCUUGGGGGAUGCUGACUUCCGCAGCCUGGGGUACAGCCUGGGCAUCCGAGUUUUCAGGCGAUUCAGGUGUGCCAGGGCUGCGACCACCACACUGAAUGGAAGGACGAAUUGCCCGAUUGGGUCUUCUCUAGGAAAGGCUCCACUGCCUCCAGAAUUUCAGAGCGAUGUGUCCAUUAGGGAUCAUGUCAUGUUUCCAAAGCUUUGGUUUUGAGUCUAGAUCAGCUGAUUGAAUAAAAUAAUCAAUUUGCCUUACGGCCCUCAUUGCUUCUACUCUGCCAGGGUGUGGUUGUUUGGUCAGCUACUCAUAAUUUCCAAAUAUAGUUUAGAUAAAUUUGCUUUUAAACCUCUGUCUGGAAGAUCACAUUCAUCUUGCCCUUCCUGAAGGUUUAACAGUUUUCAAAAUGUCUAGAGAGCCUUCGUGGGGAAGGAAGAUGGAUGGCCUGAAGGAGACAGGCCCCAUCCCUCUCCUGCCCACCCUCUCCCCAGAGUCUUCCCCAAGUUUUCACCCGUCACUGCCGCAGGCCUUUCGAGAAGCCCCCUGCAGGUUAUCACCGCCACCCCAUAGGCUGCCCACAGCCAUUUGCAGCUUGUGAAAAUGACUUUCUCAGGCCUCGUGGAGAUAAUGUCCCUGGGAUAAUGACUCGUAGGAGAUGCAGAGAGAUUGCACUGCCACCCCCCAGGCUGCAUGCAGCUUGGGAACUCUCCAGUCUGUUUAUAUGUUGAUACGCAGCCAGUAAGGAAGCCCACAGCUAAGCGUGAGCCACUGGAGAAUAGUAAAAUGAGCAGCUUCAACUGGCUUCUCCCCCCCACUAAUCUAAUCUACCUCCAUGACUUAAGACUAACUCUUCCUCGAAUGUUUGGCUACCAAGAUAAGGUUGCUCAUAUAAAGAAGUUAUCGUUUCAAACCCAGCCCCUCGCAGAAUGUGGGAAGGUCAGCAUUCUGACCCCGUCAGCUUUGAAGGGCUCUGUCUUUCCUCCUCUGAUCUCUCUCCUUCACGGAGACUGAGCCCCCUGACUUCUGACUCUCGUCUUCACUUAUAGGCCUUGACCUCUUUGAAGUCUGAUAUUGAUUAUAGUGAAAUGUCAAUUGUCUGAUUGCAAUAGGGCACCUGGAACUUAUUCAGAUAAGCAGAGGCAUUUUGAAUGUUAACGAAGCAUGUUGGGAGCCAUGACCUUCUCCUAAAUAAUGGUGUUUCAGGAAAAGGAGGACCAGGCGAUUGAAGUGUCACUCUCUCUUUUUUAUUAGUCCAGUUGCCUUUUCUCACCCUAAGGCACUGAUUGAAUCACGGUGCGUCUUGGACCGUGUAUCUCUGCCCUCUGGACAGAAGUUGUGGACAUUGAGAUAGAUGAGCUGUUCCCGGGCUGCCUGGUCUUGCUCAUUCAGACUUCACUUUUCAGGCAAUAAAUUUCCCAGGUCUGUGAGUGAAACUGCUGUUUCUCUGUGCAUUGGUUGAGUCUCUGGCCCAAAAGUAUUGACUGAUUUUCAAACAUGCAAAGAAGUAUAAAUGAACAUCCUAAGCAAGGCACAUUCCACCAAACAUUUUUUUUUUUAAUACCUUCUGAUGAAAGCCACUAACCUUUAUCUGGUUGCUAAAUGAGAGGGCUUAUGGGCUUCAGAUGCCUCAUUGCAUUGUCUGCUUCUUCCCUGUGGGUGAGGGAUGAGGAAGAGGAUGCAGGGAGGGGUGCUAAGGAGGAAGGUAGCUUACUAAUAAAAGGUGCAUAUCUCAACUCGGGUGCUGCAAGAGAAUUAGGAUCUUUAGGAAAAGUUUCUGGGGAUUCUUUUCUCGAUUCUCCCAAGGACAAAACACUCUAGAUGUGAGGGAGAACAGUACAUUGUCGCAUUUAUUAGAGGUGUUAGGACUUACUUCCUUUGUGGAACCUUGUUGAGAAGUGCACGUGAAGUCCAAGGAGGCAGGGCCCGCUGUGACUUGUUGGGCAGUAUGGGAAGAGGGGCAACUGCAGACAUCAAACAGGGCUAGAGAUUCCCCUCUUGAUUUUCAGAGGCCUCACUUUUGUUCUUUUUAUGCAAGUCAGGUCAGUGCCCAAAACAAAGCAAACAAACAGGCCUUAUUUUGAACCAACUUUGUAACGACCUCUCCAUUCAUUCUGCUUCCCAAGUUGAGGCUCCCUGAUGUCCCCACAUGUAGUGAAUGAAAUUGCACAGAAUACAGACUUGGAGCGAUGCCUUUCAUCUAACUGCAGGGGCUCAGGCUAAUUCGGUAGUUCCUUACCCACUCCAUCACAGCUGCGAUGGUUCUGAAUCUGUUUUAGGUCAAGUCUUUAGGAUAUAAUAACUCCACCAGCAAUAUCGCCUUGUUCAGUGAGCCCAAUCUGCAACCCCUGUCAGAAUCUCUGAUUUAUCCAGACUACUAUAGCACCUACCUUCUCUUUAUAGAACUAGGCAAAUGCUGUGUUUUAUGGAGCCUUGGUAGUCUCUGAUUACAAACAAACAAAAUCUCAUAACUAGGAUUUUAAUAAACAAGCAAUCUUCUCAUAACUAGGUUUACAAACUUUCUCAAUAAGCAGCUUGGGCAGUAAUUAUUCAUUUCUGGGCGAUAGGGUGAGCAUCCCAUGUGGUUCUGUGCACACAACAAAGGACAAUUUCAGGUUACCAGAAAUUGACACAUAUCUAACACCCACUUGGCGAAAGAGCCAUCCACAUUUGCUCAAGUACUAACAUGGCUGCCUAUUUCUUUUUAAAGAUUUUAUUUAUUUAUUUGACAGAUUGAUAGC
Messenger RNA from Leptonychotes weddellii (Weddell seal), 6035 nucleotides. Lineage: Eukaryota; Metazoa; Chordata; Mammalia; Carnivora; Phocidae. The record is from RefSeq and is a predicted model, not a curated record.